GCAUACUCAGCUCCUCCGCACCCUAAACAACACUGCUGCAGCAACAACAACAGCAACUUCUUCUUCCACACCACCAAACCAGCUCAUGUCAUUUCAAUUCAAACUCUCUCUUCUUCUCUCCCCAAUUAGGGUUUUCCCCAAUGCCUCCUAAUUCUAUUUCUCUCUGCAAUUUCCCAACUGUGCCAAUCCGUUCAUUUGUUGAGCGAAUUUGGUGCACUGUUGAGUUCUCCGCUUCGAUUCCGUACCAAUCGCUCACUAUUAUUUGACUUUCGGUUACUGUCAUGCCGCCUAGUCGUAGGAAGGCCGUGAAAAAGGCGGCGGCAGCAGCAGCCGCUGCAUGCCGGCAAUGGAAGGUUGGCGAUCUUGUGCUUGCCAAGGUUAAGGGAUUCCCUCCCUGGCCUGCAACGGUAAGUGAACCAGAGAAGUGGGGUUACACUGCUGAUUGGAAGAAAGUGCUUGUUUACUUCUUUGGUACCCAACAAAUAGCUUUCUGCAAUCCUGCUGAUGUGGAAGCAUUUACUGAAGAGAAGAAACAGUCUCUUGUCAAACGUCAAGGAAGGGGUGCUGAUUUUGUUCGUGCAGUAAAUGAGAUUAUUGAAAGUUAUGAAAAAUUAAAGAGAGAGAAUCAAGUUGAUGACACUAGCUCUCGGGGUGAAGUUGCUAUUGCAAAUGUGUCAAAUCCACUUGAUCCAUCUGUGAACAUAGGGUUAAAGGAUCAGAUGGAUGCUCCUUUGACAAUUCAUUCACAAAUGAAAUCUUCAAAUUCUAUGAUUGACAGACCUGAGCUAGUUUGUGCGGCUGAGGAGGACUCAACUGUUGCACAACCGAGGGAUGAAUCUUAUAAUGUAGAGGCUUCAUUGGAAGAACCUACUGGCAAUGCUAUUGCAACUGGGACUGUAAAAUCACCUUUUCUAGGAACCCAGAGCAAUGCACCAGUUCAUAGGUAUAGACACUCAUUACGGGUCCAAAACUUUGUUGUAUCUUGUAGUGAUGGUGGCAAUAGUGAUGGUAACAUAUCAACUGAUGCAAUUCAGAAUACGUCAAUAAGAAGGAGUAAACGUAUCAAGAAAUCACCUGACUUUUUUGGUUGUGAUGAUACUGAUUCAUCUGGCUUUGCCUCAAAUGGUAGCAUGGAGGACAAUGAUUCUGAAAUUAUUACAAUAAAUUCUGAUGCCUUUAGCUUAAGUGAGGGAAACACAAUAGAUUCUAAUUUAAAACUUGAACAGUCUGAGACUGUAAUCAACAAGAAGAAAAGAAAACCAAACAAGAAGAAGGAAACUAAUGAUGCUGGUGCUCAAAAUGCCAGUCAAAAUUUGCAGAAAAUGUGUGGAAAUUCAAAAGAGAGAUGCCUUGACCAAGAUGGAGAUGAACACUUGCCCCUGUUGAAACGAGCCAGAGUUAGAAUGGGUAAAUCAUCCGAAGUGGCAGAGCUCAGUGGCAUUGUACAUGUUCAGGAGAAAAGCGGCAAGGAAGAUAUUUUUGACUUGCCAAAGCAGAUAAUCACAUCUUCAAAUUGUGAAAAUGGUAGCCUUGCAGAAGGAGACUCAUCAGCAUUGAAUGGAGCUUUGGUUAAUGUUUCCCCUUCUAACUUAAUAGCUCGAUGUUCUGAAAAUGGGUCUUGGAUUUGUAAAAUUAAGAAAGAUGAAAUGUUUGGCUGCUCUGUAGAUGAUGAAGCUGCUUUACCCCCAUCCAAACGCAUCCAUCGUGCUUUAGAAGCCAUGUCUGCCAAUGUUGCUGAAGAAGGUCAAGCUUGUAUGGAAUCAUCAUGCUGUAUAUCUGCCAUCAAGAGUUGUCCUUGUAUAACUGUUAAUAAUGGAGGUAAUGGUUUAGAACUGCAAGAAUUGGAUUCUUGUGGGAUUGACUGUUCUCAUGUUAGUGUGUGUAGUUUUACAACUUGUUCAAAUCCACUUAUUCCAAUAGAGAACGAGUCAUCUACAGAAGUGGAUAAGCAGUUGGCCAAGUUCCAACGACAUGAAACUGGAAAGGAUGUCAUCUCAGGUGAAGAUCUUAGUGAUUCUAUUGUUUGUCAGCCUGCUAAAAUAGAUUCACAGAUUCAAUUCCAUGGAGAAAUUUCUCCUGAUCUUGAUGUGAAAUGUUGUCAAGUUGGAAGCAAUCAAGAUUCACCAAGUCCCUCAUUGCCACCAAAUGAUGAUGAUAAUAUCAGACCUGUGAACCAUUCAGAUGCAUCUGAUGAUACAUUAGAGCUUGGUGGAAUGAGUCUUGAUCCUGUGGCAUGUGCUUGUGAAAGUGAUAAAUUGUUACCUCAAAACAGUAUUAACAUGCCUCAGAAUGUGGAUGUCCGUGAGGAUAUGAUGCGAGCAGUUGGUGAUAGCAGCAAAAUUAAUGACACGCAUGAGGUUGUGAAAGAGGUAAAAUCUAAAGGACAAGAGGAGGAUAUGAAUUCUGUUUCAAUAUCAAAUGAUUAUUCAGGUGAAAAGGGUAAUUUGGGCAUUCUGUCAAGUCCAUCCUUGACUGAUGGCAGGGUUUGCCUUCCACAAGGUUCACCUCCAAAUACAUCAGUUUGCAAUAUUUCUACAUCAGACAGUAGUAAUAUCCUUCAAAAUGGAAGUUGUAGCCCUGAUGUACACCAGAAGAACGAUUUAUCUGCUCCUGUUGAUGGUUGGAAAGAUGCGAGUGGGACUGUGGCAAUUCACCAAUCAAGAUCUGUGGGCAAGUCAACUGAAGCCGGAGAUGCUGCUUUGUUGUACUUUGAAGCUAUGCUUGGAACAUUGACAAGGACAAAGGAAAGUAUUGGUCGAGCAACACGCAUUGCUAUUGACUGUGGAAAGUUUGGCAUUGCAACUAAGGUGGUGGAAAUUCUUGUCCACAAUCUGGAAACUGAGUCAAGCUUGCAGAGGAGGGUGGAUUUGUUUUUUCUUGUUGACUCUAUUGCUCAAUGCUCUCGAGGUCUGAAAGGAGACAUUGGUGGAGUAUAUCCAUCUGCUAUGACAGCUGUCCUACCACGCCUAUUGUCUGCUGCUGCUCCUCCUGGAAAUGCUGCAAAAGAAAAUCGUAGGCAGUGUCUUAAGGUUUUAAGGCUUUGGUUGGAGAGAAGAAUCCUACCUGAACCCGUUAUUAGACAUCACAUCCGGGAGUUAGACUUGUAUAGCAGUUCUGCUUCUGCAGGUGUCUUCUCACGUCGUUCAUUAAGAACAGAGAGGGCUUUUGAUGACCCUGUCAGAGAUAUGGAGGGUAUGCUGGUUGACGAAUAUGGAAGCAACUCAAGUUUUCAGCUACCUGGAUUUUGCAUGCCCCGAAUGCUUGAUGAUGAAGGGAGUGACUCUGAUGGAGGGAACUUUGAGGCUGUCACGCCUGAGCAUCAUUCUGAUACAUAUGAAGUGCAAGAAGCAGCACAUGCAAUUGAAAAACACAGGCAUGUGUUGGAAGAUGUUGAUGGCGAGCUUGAAAUGGAAGAUGUGGCUCCCUCUUUUGAUGUUGAAUUGAACUCGGUUUGUAAUGUUGAAAGAGGAAAUGCUACACAGUUUGAGAACAAUCUUCCUUCGGCCUUUGCUCCUCCUUUACCACAGGAUGUGACACUGUCAUGCCCACCUCCACCAUCUUCCCCUCCACCCCUGCCACCUCCUCCUCUACCUCUACCUCCACCCCCACCUCCUACAUUGCACCUCAUGUCAGCAACCUCUAAACAGUAUCAUGUUGCAGUGGAUUCAAAAAGUUUUACAGAUUCGCUGCCUGUGAAAGCCAAUGCACUUUAUCCUAUGGCUCAGCCCGUGGCUCUGCCAAGAAAUAGUGAACCUAUCAGCGAUGCAGUGCAAUAUACUGUCCAUGAAUGUAGAGAUAGGCAGAUGCAGAUGCCGGAAUCUACUUGUUCUUUCAACACUUACCCUGGACAACCACCUGACAAUUCUAGGAAUACUGAUGGUGUGACAAUGCAUAAUAAAGGUUACUCAUUACGGCCACCUCACUAUGUGCCAUCCCAUCAGUUUUCUUUUGUUCAUGGGGAACGUCGUAUGAUGUCUGAGAGGGAGGUCCCACCACCCCCUUCAUUUUCCAAUAGACACCACUUUGCACAGAACAUGACGAGAGAGAAUGUUUAUGACAAUCACGAGAGAUUAAAUCCACCUUCAUAUGAUUACCAAGAGAGAUGGGGUGUUCCUGCUCCUUAUUCUGGUCCUCGGUAUCAUGACAAAGGUGUGCCUGCCCCGUAUGGUUGUCAUCCAAGUGAAUCAAGUAGAUUACCAGGUCAUGGGUGGAGAUUUCCUCCCCAGUCAAUGAAUUACAGGGGCUCCAUGCCUUUUAGACCACACUUCGAAGAUCCAAUUCAUGUAGCUAACCGAGGCCCAAGCUUUUGGCAGCCAAGGUGAACUGAAAUAACCAAUAAAUGAAGGCUGGCAUACUCCGUUAAUCAGCAGGCCUCUAUAGUUAUCAUUCAACAAUCAGUAUCAUUGUUACUUAUAUUUCACCAAAUGAAUGUUAGAUACAACCCACUUUUUGGCGUGGGUCCUGUCAUCGUUUAGAAGAGGUGGUUUUUAUCCCAUCUUUCUGUACAUGCAAGAAAGAAUCAUUAGAGUUCCGCAGAAUCUGCACAGGAUAUGGUCAUAGUUUGCUAGAUUUGUAUAUAUCUAUAUAUAUUGCAGCCUCUUCUGCAGAAUGCAGAGCAGGAAGUCAUUGUAGAGUUGUUGAAGAACUGUAACUUAUCUCUAGGUUGUCAGCAAAUCAAAUUCUUUUGUUUCAGAUUAUAUAAUUUAUUUCAUGGAAGCCCUUGUAGAUUUUAGACAAAAAUACAUAAAACAAUUUUCAGUGCGGUUUCUUGAAAUUGUUUUUCCUAGUACACCGAAAACUUUACCUCAGGUAACUCUUAGCUGAGUUACUUGUGUUCCUCCCCCCCCCCCCAAUACAGCAUUGAGUUCAGUGCAGCCUGUAAUUUGGUGGUUGACAUGUGACAAUAAAACGUUGCCCUACAUAAAAACGCGUGGGGCAUUUGUAGCCACUUCGUGGUUGGUUAGAAUUUAUUGAGGUAGUUGGUGUGUUUAUCCC
Molecule: messenger RNA, 4995 nt
Organism: Abrus precatorius (Indian licorice)
Lineage: Eukaryota; Viridiplantae; Streptophyta; Magnoliopsida; Fabales; Fabaceae
Product: protein HUA2-LIKE 2-like
Exons: 11
Coding region: 282-4322 (1346 amino acids)
Biological process (GO): regulation of transcription by RNA polymerase II
Cellular component (GO): nucleus
Molecular function (GO): transcription coregulator activity; double-stranded DNA binding
Source: RefSeq, a predicted model, not a curated record